Molecule: messenger RNA, 591 nt
Organism: Colletotrichum paranaense
Lineage: Eukaryota; Fungi; Ascomycota; Sordariomycetes; Glomerellales; Glomerellaceae
Exons: 4
Coding region: 1-591 (196 amino acids)
Source: RefSeq, a predicted model, not a curated record
AUGCAGCUCACAUCUCUCACGUCGGUCGUGCUGGCUUCUUGGGCAUUCCAGCAAGUCGCUGCUCUUCCCGAGAUCCAAGAGAACACCAACAUUAUCACUGUUGCCCAGAGCGUUCAGGAGAAGCACCCCGAAGCAUUCGCUGCGUUCCAGAAGUCGAACCUGAUUAACCUCGUAGCGACCAACGAGAAGCGGCAAGCAGUUCCUGGAGAUGGAAAUCCCGACCCCAACCGCCCGCCCGUGAUUCCUGAGAACAUCUUCCUCCUCCAAUGCUCUGAGGCCGGGUUCCUCGGCGAGUGCCUCUCGUGGGGUGCUCCUCCCGGACGAUGCGCCUCAAUUGCUGAUGCAGAAUCCCAUCUAGUCAACUACUCCAGCUUCAACAAGACCCAGGCUUUCCUUGACAAGUACGAGAAUCAGACUACUUCUUUGAGCUCAAACACCGGCGGACUUUGCCAGUUCUACAAGUUCAUCAACUGCAACAACAAGGGUGAUGACCGUGGUGUUUCGCUUAGCUACAACUACAACCUCGCUGUGGCAGAUGACCAGGGCUACUCGGGAGACUAUGACAACCAGAUCAGCUCUUGGAGAUGUUGA